AUGCGUCGGCUCGACCGGAGUGAUACCACGGCCUCACAGAAAACCGGCGUGGAACAACCACAGCGUUGUGUUUCGCCUUCGGCAAACGAGUUGAUGGAUUACCUGAUGGUGUUUAUACCACUGUUUUGCAUCGCGGCACUGGCCAUCGCCGAACCUCCAGUCGGCGACGGCUACCCUCAUUCAAGUCAUCAUCAUGAUCACGGCCAUGAUCACGAUCAUAUUCAAGACUUCCAGAGAUCCAUCUCCCAAGAAUACGGAGCUCCUGCCAGAUCUUUCGGAUCGUCGCGCAACUCCCUCUCAACUGAAUACGGACCUCCGAAGGCCAGAACUGCGAACCCAAGAUCAGGACCUUCACAGACUUAUGGAGUACCAAAUCAACGGAGUGGAAUUUCUCAAGAAUACGGAAUUCCCAGCGAUAUAUCAUCUUCACGAAACCUGUCAACUGAAUAUGGUCUUCCGAACCUUCGCAGUGUACCUUCAACUGAGUAUGGUGUACCCAAUGCUCGAAGCAGUCUUUCUGAGGAGUAUGGUGCACCAGCUGUUAGGAGUUUAUCACAAGAAUAUGGCGUACCAUCAGCUUUGUCUCAAGAGUACGGAGUUCCUGCUGAGAGAACCAGUCUAUCCCAAGAAUAUGGAGUUCCUUCAUCUCGAUCCUUAUCUCUAGAAUACGGCGUCCCUUCAGCUAGAUCCUUGUCUCAGGAAUAUGGUGCACCUUCAGCUAGAGCCAGCCUAUCUCAAGAAUACGGUCCUCCAUCAGCUCGUUCUCAAACACCCUCCUCCCAAUACGGUCCCCCUGAAUUUCGCUCAACUCCCUCAGAAGAAUAUGGAGUACCAGCCCAAAGGAGCUUCGGUUCGCGCUCGCCUUCGCAGAAAUAUGGACCGCCUGCUUCCCGUAGCUCUUCCUACUCUCCUAAUUCCUUAUCUCAAGAAUAUGGAGCUCCCUCAUCCAGAUCCGCUGAUACCCACAGUUUUACCACCCCUAGAAGCAUCGCCAAGUCUUUCGGAAGCAGUGCGGCUCGAUCCUUCAAACCCCACGCAGAAGGUCGGUCCUCAUUCGGCUCGCGAUCUCCAUCAACUACCUAUGGUGCUCCAAGUGCGAGGAAUUCCGGCUCUUAUUCCCAAAGUUCGAAGGCUCUUUCUCAGACAUAUGGCGCACCUGCCCAGCGCGAUUUGUCGGAUACCUAUGGAGUGCCAAACGCGAGGAGUUUAUCUCAGGAGUAUGGUGUGCCGUCGAGCCGCGCUGCUGGUCAGAAGACCAGUGCUAUUGCUUCGUCUUACUCUGCUGCUGCAUCCAGAUCUUCUCCAUCAGACACUUACGGCCCUCCCUCAGCUCGCGACUCCAUGCCCUCAGAGCAGUACGGAGUGCCAGACCAGUACAGCAACCAAAACAGCCAGGGUUACUCUUACGCUAGGAGCGCUCUUGACGAACUAGUCAACCAGGAGCCAGCAAACUACGACUUUACAUACAAAGUGAAUGACUAUGAAUCUGGCAGCGACUUUGGCCACACCGAGUCCAGACAAGAGAACAGGGCUGAAGGCUCCUACUUUGUCGUCCUACCUGAUGGUACUAAGCAGACGGUCGAGUACGAAGCUGAUGAGCGUGGUUUCAAGCCGAGGAUCUCAGUGGAACAGGUAGACUUGGGUCGCUCUGGUGGUUACGAUGACAACGCGUCUGAUCUCGCCAGGUCUGGUGAUGGACCUUAUUAA
This is a messenger RNA of Spodoptera exigua (beet armyworm), 1707 nucleotides long. NCBI's taxonomy places the organism in Eukaryota, Metazoa, Arthropoda, Insecta, Lepidoptera, Noctuidae. The record is from the annotation of a GenBank genome assembly.